GGCGGCGCUGCGCUUUGUUCGUGGUUUUAUUUAAACGCUGUGAUAUAUAUAUAUACAUCUAAAUAGGAACAGAGAGAGAGAGGGGGAGAGAGAGAGGAGGAGAAGGGAAUGCAAAGGGAACCCACUCUCCUGUGGAGGUCUCAGUGGGAGAAGAAGAAAGAAAGACUUUGCCAUCAAUCAGACAAACCGGACCCCGGAGAUGGGGGAUUACAAUAAGGAGAUGCUGAGGAAGAUUGUUACCCCCCUGGCUGUCAAGAAUGAAGAAAUCCAGAACUUUAUUUACGUGUUGAAGCAAACGCUGCAGAACGUUGAGGCGAAUUCGGAGAAAGCUCUCAAGGACUUGGAUUUGGAAUACACUUCCCUGUACUUCAUUCUAGACCAGCUGAAGGAGGACAUGAUCGCAAAGAUCAAGCAGGAGCGAGCCAGUAAAACCUACGAGUUACAGAAUCAGCUGUGUACCUGCAACAAGGCUUUGGAGAGUUCUGAGGAGCUGCUGGAAUUUGCAGACCAGACUCUGGGCAAAGCGAACUGCGAAGGAUUGGAUCAGGCUGCCAAGCAGAUUAAAGAUAGCGUUACCAUGGCACCAGCGUUCCGGCUGUCUUUGAAGGCCAAAGCCAGUGACAACAUGAGCCACCUAAUGGUCGACUUCUCACAGGAGAGGAAGAUUCUACACUCCCUGAAGUUUUUGCCGGUGCCCGACAUGCCUGAGAUCGACGUUUCCGAGUGUGUGGUCGCUGAUAACUGUGUGACUGUGGUUUGGCGAAUGCCUGAGGAGGACAAUAAGAUCGAUCACUAUGUGCUAGAACAUCGCAAGACCAACCAUGAGGGAGCACCCAGAUUGAAGGAGGACAAUCCCUGGAUGGUGAUGGAGGGGAUCAAAGAGAAGGAAUUUACUCUGUCAGCGAUGAAAUUUGAUACAAAAUACAUCAACGUUCGUGUGAGGGCUUGUAACAAGGCUGUGGCUGGAGAAUUCUCUGAACCCAUCAUAUUGGAGACCACAGCGUUUAGUUUCAAUUUGGACGCUGUGACAGCCCACCAGAACCUGAAGGUGGAGGAGCACAGUGUGGAGUGGGAUGCAUCGGGGGGCAAAGUCCAAGAGAUCAAGGCCCGAGGCAAGGAGAACCGCAGCAGAACGGCUUCUCCGGCCAAUUCCCCUGCACGGAGCGUCAUUCAAUCGCCAAAGAGAUUACCGUCCGGACGACAGAGCCGUGACCGCUUCACUGCGGAGUCGUACACCGUGUUGGGGGACACUUUGAUUGACAGUGGCCAGCAUUACUGGGAGGUCACGUUUGAGAAGGAGAGCAAGGGUUUCCUGGUAGGAGUGGCCUACAGGAGCUUGGGCAAGUUUGACCAGUUGGGGAAGACCAACUCCUCCUGGUGUCUGCACCUUAAUAACUGGCUACAGCUCAGCUUCACAGCAAAGCACAACAACAAGGCAAAGGUUCUGGACAUUAUUGUGCCCGAGAGGAUUGGAGUCUACUGUAAUUAUGAUGAAGGUCACCUGGUGUUCUACAAUGCUCGAACUAAACAGCUUAUUCAUUCGUUCAAGGCAAAAUUCACACAGCCCGUGCUUCCUGCUUUCAUGGUCUGGUGUGGAAGCUUCGUGGUUCACACUGGACUCCAAGUGCCGAGUGUCGUCAAAUCCCUGCAGAAACGUAACAGUGGGACCAGCAGUUCCAAUGCCAGCCUGACCUAACAUUGCUCAACCCUGAGCCCCAACACCCAACCGCGCCAGACUGGGCUUGACACCAGCAAAGCCACUUGUUCCGGUCCUGGAGUAGGGAGAAUGUCGGGGAAACCAGGACUGCGUUCACCAUUGGGGUGCGGGAAGUUGGAUUCGAUGGAAAACUUUCUUUUCUUCUUUAAAACCAAAUGUGUUGCUAUCGCAAAAGUCUCUACAGAUUUUGAAGCCUUCGAAACGGAGAAUGUAGGACCCAGCUUCCGUUUCUAGUCCGCGUCUUGGUUUCUGCACCGGAAUGUUUAAUGUCCGUAAUGGAUUUGGGAAUGUAUUUGGGAUUUUUUUUAUAUAGGAAAAGAGAAACUCACACAAUGUACUGUACAAGAAUUGGCCAUUUCUGUAAAUUGUUCUGGGCAACCAAUCCAACCGGGUUCGUCAGUCCAUUUUCGGAGACUUAAGAAGGAAUACAUGUGACCUCGUUCAGGGCCUUGUCUUUUUUUCCUCCUCCAGGGGUAGUUGAGGCAUCUCUUAUGAGUGUGGGAGUGGGGGAGCAGCCCAUUUAACAACAGUCUCUUGAGCAGUUAUCUUCAACUCCAUGUUUGGCAAAAGCUCCAAUUCAACUGUGAGAAUGUCUAUUCUUAUCUCUUCUCAGUCAGGUUAGGAAGAAACCUCUUC
Callorhinchus milii (elephant shark) is the source of this 2353-nucleotide messenger RNA. It is a transcript of the gene fsd1, whose product is annotated as fibronectin type III and SPRY domain containing 1. NCBI's taxonomy places the organism in Eukaryota, Metazoa, Chordata, Chondrichthyes, Chimaeriformes, Callorhinchidae. Gene Ontology annotation, molecular function: protein binding. The coding region runs from base 200 to 1696 and encodes 498 amino acids. The transcript is spliced from 13 exons. The record is from RefSeq and is a predicted model, not a curated record.